Messenger RNA from Trichoderma asperellum CBS 433.97, 1679 nucleotides. It is a transcript of the gene INDC11, whose product is annotated as Protein indc11. Gene Ontology annotation, molecular function: oxidoreductase activity. Gene Ontology annotation, cellular component: mitochondrion. NCBI's taxonomy places the organism in Eukaryota, Fungi, Ascomycota, Sordariomycetes, Hypocreales, Hypocreaceae. The record is from RefSeq and is a predicted model, not a curated record.
CAAGGCUGCGCUGCCCAAACCCGGGACAACUGAAUGUCGAAAAUGGCCUUGACUACGUAACGCACAGCCUGUCAUUUGUCAAAAAUCAAUGCGCAGCCCGUGGGAUCAUGAUACUGCUAACUGCGUCGUGGCGUUAUAGUCGGCUGCGACACGGCCCCGUGGUGCCAUCGGCCGCAGGAGCGGUGGUGCAUGGUGACGACAAGGGCUGCGCCGUGGUUGAGAGCACUGAUUGGAUUCGGUCCAGCGAUUGGCAAAAAGUAGCAUGACGAAGGAACAGAUAAGUAGGUCGAUGCCGCCGCCGCUCCUUGAAGACAGGAUCUUGGUCAUUCAGCAUCAGCAACAAGAAGACAUACAUAAUAAUCAAGCAUCUCAUCUUUCUAUAUAUAAUAUUCCCAACUCCAUCAACUUGGACAAUCUCAACUUACACGACACGCACCUCAACACCACCACAACCUUAUAAUACACACUCUAUCAAAAUGGCCAUUCCCAACCGCAAAGUCGUCAUCACUGCCUACGGCCCUCCCUCCACCUCCCUCCAAAUCGUCACCGACAACAUCUCCCCCCCUCCCAAGGACCACGUCCAGGUCAAGAUCCUCUACGCAGGCUUUGCCGGCGCCGACGUCAACAUGCGUCUCGGCGUCUACCCGCUGCAAAGCGCCCCUCCCUUCACGCCCGGCUACUGCUUCUCCGGCCGCGUCUCCGUCAACGGGCCCGGCAGCUCGAAAUUCAAGCCCGGCACCCUCGUCACGGCCUUGACAAAAUACGACUCCGAUGCCGAGUACAUCAAUAUCCCGGAGAAGUACCUCGUGGCCAUCCCCGAUGGCGUUGAUCCAAAGGUAGCUGCCGCCCUGCCUGUCGACUGGGCCACCGCCUACGGCAUGGUCUCUCGCGCCGCAAAAGUGUCUUCAGGACAGCGCGUCUUCAUCCACGGCAUCAGCGGAGCCGUUGGCCAAGGCAUCAUGUACCUUUCCCUCCUCCAGGGCGCAACCGUCUACGGUACAGCCGCUGAGAGGAACCACGCCGCCCUGAAAGAAGCUGGUGCCCAUCCUUACCUCUACACCAACAAGGACUGGAUCGCCGCCAUGAAGGAUCUGGGAGGCGUGCACGCCGUCUUUGAUGCCCUGGGCUUCGAAAGCUUCGACGAAUCUUACUCCAUCUUGACACCCAACGAGAGGAGCGUAGUCGUUGCCUACGGAAACAACCUCAACAAUCUUACUGGUGCGAAGCGGCGCAAUCCCUGGAUCCCCAUUGCCAAGCUGAUGUUUAAAAAUCUGUAUUUCUGGUCCAACAAAGGAGCGGUCUUCUACUUCAUCACGCGCGAUCAAAAGACGUAUGAGCCUGAACUCCAGCAGCUACUCAACAUGACCAGGGAUGGGAUCAUUACCCCUCCGAUCAAGGCUGUCUGGGAGUUUGACGAUAUCAAAGAGGCCCAUGAGGCUUGGGGCAAGGGCUCAGGGAUGGGAUCGCCAGUUAUCCGCAUCGCGCAUGAUGCUUAAACGAGGAUUGUUUCUGUCUCUCUUUAUGAUACCUUUGUUACAUAGUGUCUCGAUUUGGUAGAUAAUUAGUGCCGGAUCUGCAGCGGAUUUCUGUUAUUGUUUCUCUCCAAUUUUUAUUCCCAAUUAAUUAAGUAGCUUGAAGUAUUUCUUCAUUAAUAAUAAAUACAUGUACCUUGUCUCACA